AUGACUGCCCCCUCGAAGCCGCUUCCACCUGUCGUCGCGGUACCCAUUCCCAAGAUUGUGAAGCCCGUGACUCCUGCAGAGCAGUACUGGGCUGCGCGAGCUCUUACUGCGGAAGCUAUUCUGUCUGUGAAGACGCAGCACCACGAGGAGAUUAAGAUGUUGGCUGUCGUGGAGGAGACGAAACGCACCGUGAGUCUGUCUUCCGUCGCUGCGUUUCAUCAGCAAGAAGUAGCACAAGUGAAUCAGAUGCAUGAGUCAAGGCAAAGAAGAUUGGAGGCCAUAGCAAUCGCAUUGCUCACGGCGCUCGUCGGCCUUGUCGCUUUCCUACUGUACACACUUCAGGCAAAUCAUUCUCCCGCGCGACAAUCUCGCAGUGUGCACUUCACCAUCCCUAUCCUGUCGCCGUUCGCCUCAGUGGUCGAACAUGAAUCGUCGGUAAUUGGGACGAAGAUAUUGACUGUCAUUAUUUUGACAGCUACCGUGGUAGCGUACGGCUGCUUCCGCUUCUGGAUGGCGCACCGUCUAGGUCGCUAAUCUCGUGGCUUGGGACUGGGCUCGGGUGAGCAGUUUGCUGUACGGGCCAUACAGGUUCAACAUAAUCGAUUUCCAGAGCAGCUCUCGUCGCAUUCAAGAUUCCACCUUAGCAGCAGCGGGCGAAUAAGCAUACUGCUCGCGGAAUCAUCGUUUGCUGCUUGCAGUGCCCGGUUGCGACCUCGGCCCUUCUCCCAUCUGCUAUCGUGCCAUCUGGGGCCUCAUUCUAAGCUUGGCGUAUGCCCGCUUUGUUGCAUUUAUGGUCGUAGACCGGACAUUUUGCGCGCCAGUCGGACCCGGCUGCACUUCACUUUCAUUCCAGCUCUGGCCACUUGCAAACCCUUCCACUCUCUCAACUCCCACUAUUAUUCGUCUGGAUUUGGAUAUACCCCGAAACAGUGACUAAUGAACUGCUGACUGGCGAGUCAGGUAAUAAAUCAUGUCGCAGGUUACGCCCGGCAAGGCAGAUGGAGCCGACUCUCAGAUGUUCUUGACCACACUCAUCCUCAACGCCAGUAUCCUCGCGCUCUUCUAUUGUUCCCACCCCUUCCCUGGCGCUCUGAAAGUUGACGCAACAAGCUGUCCCAAAAAUCUCUGACAGCAAGGCAUUGCCGUAUGUGAUGUAUUCCAUACGCACCCGAUGUGGGAUAGCGGAUCCAAUCUUAACACGGUCCCAGCCCGUGGCAUCAUCUCCCAUCUCAUCUGAUCAAUAUGGUCAGGACAUGAGAGGAGUACAUUGCCGUCCCAGCCCGGAAUGUGGCACAGCCCCUUCACUCGCGCGUCAACUCGUCCGUAAUGCGUGUCAGCAUUAACGUCGCCGUACAGGAGAAACAGUGAGCACCGGCAUCGUGACGAAGAGCAUACGCGUACCUCGUCUAGAUGGCAUAAGGUUCGUUCGGGAUGUAUU
Phanerochaete carnosa HHB-10118-sp is the source of this 1438-nucleotide messenger RNA. RefSeq lists its product as uncharacterized. The transcript is spliced from 4 exons. NCBI's taxonomy places the organism in Eukaryota, Fungi, Basidiomycota, Agaricomycetes, Polyporales, Phanerochaetaceae. Bases 1 to 534 code for a protein of 177 amino acids. The record is from RefSeq and is a predicted model, not a curated record.